Molecule: messenger RNA, 217 nt
Organism: Paramecium sonneborni
Lineage: Eukaryota; Ciliophora; Oligohymenophorea; Peniculida; Parameciidae
Source: the annotation of a GenBank genome assembly
AUGAAUCAUAAUAACAUCCUACAUCAAUAUUGUCUUCAGAGAGUUGCCAAUCUAUAACCUUAACUAAUUAUACCUAUCUAUUCCAAACCAAUACAUCCUUCCAAUUCACAUCAUAUCCCCAUGUCUUACAAAAAUCUGGAUUUUAAAUCCUUGGAUAGGUAGUAACCUCCCAGACUAAAGUAGUUCGGAAACUUCAAAGAAUUCUAUAUUUAAUGAU